Molecule: messenger RNA, 961 nt
Organism: Phlebotomus papatasi
Lineage: Eukaryota; Metazoa; Arthropoda; Insecta; Diptera; Psychodidae
Gene: Hacd1
Product: very-long-chain (3R)-3-hydroxyacyl-CoA dehydratase 2
Exons: 3
Coding region: 165-881 (238 amino acids)
Biological process (GO): very long-chain fatty acid biosynthetic process; fatty acid elongation; sphingolipid biosynthetic process
Cellular component (GO): endoplasmic reticulum membrane
Molecular function (GO): 3-hydroxyacyl-CoA dehydratase activity
Source: RefSeq, a predicted model, not a curated record
GGAGAGAGUCAACUGUGUCUCUUGAAUUUUUAAUUAUUCCCUGACGGUAACUUUCGCCGAGUGAAUGACUGUGGAGUUUUUGGGCAUAAUUUGCACAAGGAGGAACAAUUUUUAGCGCAUUUUCCUGUGUUUUUGUGCCCCAGUAGAAUUGACAGCGGACGGAAAUGAGUUCAAAGGCCACCAAAAAUGCCCCGGAAGGCAAGAAAUCCAAGGAACUGUCACCAAUUGCCAAGAUGUACCUGAUUCUCUACAAUGCUGGUCAGGUUCUGGGAUGGGGUUAUAUGCUGUAUCAGUUGGUGGCUUAUUACACGAUUGACAGUGGUUCGGGAAAGAGUUUGUGGAACUAUCUUUCCCUCACGGUUAUUGUCUUCCAGAAUGCUGCAUUGCUGGAGAUUGUCCAUGCGGCUAUUGGAAUUGUUCCCAGUAAUGUCAUCAUCACCACCUUUCAAGUUCUCUCCAGGGUGAUGGUUGUCUGUGGAGUGGUGAUGGCUACUCCCACUGGGAAGGAGUCUCCGGGUCUGCCACUGGCCUUGCUGGCAUGGUCAGUGACAGAGAUCAUCCGCUAUGGCUAUUAUGCCUUGAAUCUCGUGAAGAAUGUACCGAAGAUUGUCACCUGGCUCCGAUACACUACCUUCAUCGCUCUCUAUCCCAUUGGUGUCACUGGGGAACUGCUCUGCUUCUACUGGGCACAGGACUAUGCCCGGAGCCAUGGAGUUUGGUCUGUGGAGAUGCCAAAUGGCUGGAAUGGAACAUUCUCCUAUUUCUAUUUCCUCUGGUUCGUCAUGCUCCUCUACAUUCCUCUCUUCCCUCAAAUGUACCUGCAUAUGUUUGCCCAGAGACGAAAGAUCCUUGGCGGAGGAGACAAGAGCAAGAAGCACUGAAUCAAGAUUCAGAAUUAUUUCCGGGUGAGGGGUGGUUUUCAAGAUGAAAACAAAAAAUAGAACUUUUUUUGUGGAUAAAA